Molecule: messenger RNA, 2785 nt
Organism: Guillardia theta CCMP2712
Lineage: Eukaryota; Cryptophyceae; Pyrenomonadales; Geminigeraceae
Exons: 5
Coding region: 97-2727 (876 amino acids)
Molecular function (GO): protein binding
Source: RefSeq, a predicted model, not a curated record
AGGUGCUCUGGCCCGACGCAUGGUUCAAACACCUUCCAUGGAUGGGAUAAGAUGAAGACAAGGGGAGACCCAUAUUCUGCCUGAAAAUUAGAAAACAUGUCGGAUCCUAUCUCACAGCUCGGGUCAUGGUUUGGCCAAGAGAGAAAUCAGAGCUUUGGAGAACUUCCGAGCAGGAGGAGCAGUGCACAGACAGUGGCGAAGGUGCCUGAGAAAGACAAGACCGAAUGCUUCGGUGUCGGGCUAGCGUUCGAGAUCGGGAGGGACAGCAGUCUGUUUGUGUCACAGCUGGACCCAUCAUGCUCUGCUGCUCGGUCAGGAGUGAUCCAAGUGCAUGACGAGAUCUUGAAGAUCGAUGGGGAGUUGGUCGAGAAGCAGUCCCUGAACCUUCUCAAGUCCAGGGUGCUGGGCAGGCAGGGCAGCUUCGUGAACAUGACGUUUCGACGCCUUACCGAUCGAGGAUUGUUCGUGUUCGAGGUUGAGCUGAUGAGAGGGGCCGCAGAGUUCAUCGAGAUCGUCAGCCAGUGCAAGCUGAUGACCAAGGAGAACAAGAAGCUGGUGGCUCAGAUUCGAGAGUCCGAGCUGACGGCUGAGUCACACAGGGAGAACAUGAUGACGAUGCUCAAGGAUCUGCAGAAGUUCGAAGAGAUUACAGCACAGUAUCAAGCUCUUCAGAGGAGGGCGGAGGGGGAGAACGAGCGGCUGUCCAAGGAAGUGGCUCAGCUCAGGCAGCUCCUUGCGGAUCGAGGGGAGCAAGGCGACCAGGACUUGAAACAGCGCGAGGAAGUAGAAGCUCGUCUGCUAGCGGAGAGGAAGGAGUUGGAGUUGUUCUAUCAAGGAAGAGAAGAGGAGCUCAAAAGAGAGGUUCAAAGCCUCCAGGCCGUCAUCAGAGACAUGCAGGCAGCAAGGGAGAGGAGUCAGCAGGAGCAGCAGCAGCUUCUGCAGCACGAGCAGGAGCAUCGAGGGCUCACCGCGGAGCUCGAAGAGCUGAGAACUGCGAAUAAUAAUUUGACCGCUAGAGUUGUCAAGAUGAAUGAGGAGAUGACGUCCAAGAGGCUGCAGGGGGCAGCUCGGGAAGAGCACAUGCUGGAUCAGAUCAGGCAGGCGGAGCGAGAGAGCUCGUCGUUGAGGAAAGAGAUCGAAGGAGUGAAAACUCAGCUGGAGUUGACGAGGUUGGAGCUGAAGGAGAAGGAGUUGGAGGUAGCGAGGAUGAACAGCGGGAGCCAGGAGGAGAUGAAGACGUUGGCCGCCAAGCAUGACAAGUCGCUGUCCAAGAUCGUCAAGUUGGAGGAGGAGAUCUGGAGCAAGAAGUCGGAGCUGCAGGCGUUCGAGCAGAGGAUAAGGCUUCUGACGGAGAAGACGGAGACCGUCGGAUCGGAGAGGGACGAAUGGAGGAGAAGGUUUACCAAUAUGGAGGAGAAGAACAAACACCUCAUGAUCGAGCUAGAAGCGACCAAGUCAGAGGCCAAGAGGACGGUCGCGGAGGUCGUCAAGGAAAAAGACAUUCACAUCUCCAGCCUCGAAGAGGAGGUGGAAACUCUGCGAGCAGACAAGGACAGGAUCAAGGUGCUCAGCAGCCGCACCCGCCAGGAGCUCUUCCAGCAGCGCGAGAGGACUGAGAGCCUGGAGGAGGAGGUGCGGCGGCUAGGCGAUCUGAUGCAGGAGGAGCAGGAAGGGAAGAAGAAGCUCUCGCAAGAGAUCUCCCUCCUCGUCCGCCAACUCGACGAGCUCCGCGAUCGCUCGUCCUCCAUGAUGGUGGAUGAGAGUCGCUCGCAGCUGGCUGCGAUGCAAGAGGAGCUGGCGAGAGAGCGACAGUCGCGUCAGGAGGCGGAGGAGAGGCUCCUCACUGCUCUCCUGGAACGAGAGGAGGUUGUUGAGAGCAAGGAUCAGGUCAAGGUGGAGCUGACAAGCAACAAGCAGCUGGUCGAGGCGCUUCACGGGGUGGGAGAGCUCCAGGUGAAGCUCUCAGAGGACAUCGCCAUCUUCCUUGAUAGCCUCGACCUCGCCCAUCAGCCCUCCUGGUCGCCACUGGAGGAGGAGCAGAAGAAGCCCUCCUGGUCCCUGUGGAGCUCGGAUCACUCCGCAUCUGUGCUUGAACUGCUGGGCAAGCAGGAGGCAAGCAUGCUCGUGCUCUCCAGCAGCCUCGGACAAGCUGACUCGUCCUGCGAACGACUCGCCCAGCUCACUCGCCAGCUGCACGAGUCCUUCGAGUCUCAGGGAAGCCUGAGAUCCACCGCGAGAGUGAGGCAGGAAGAGGAGACGGCGGGGGAGGAGAGGGGAGGCGAGGAGCCGUCAAGUAGUCCCAUGGACAGCUUGAACCAUGUUGGGGAGGGAGGAGAGGAGAAUGGAACGGAUGUGGGCGGGGUGGCGGUGGAGGAAUCGAGCGGCGCGCGUGACAGUCAAGUGGGUCGCUUCUUAGUUAACGGCUUCAAGGUGAAGGAGGACGAUCAGUUGAAGCCUGUUGUGGAGAUCCUCCGCUCCGUACCGAAGCGAGGAUGCCUGUGGAAAGGAGUGCGAAAGAGUUCCAAGCUGAAUUUCAGCGAAGGAGAGUCAAAUUGCGUGUAUCUGCUACCAGAGCAGGAAGAAGAUGAAGGAACUUGUGCUCCCGUCAGCAGCUGGCGGACUUCCCUCGAUGUAGAGGAAGAGCUGGAAGUGGCCGAGGAGGAGCUUGACCAGCUUGUCCGAGAAAACACUCGCGUGAAUGCAGGCUCUUCCUACAGCUUCUGCUGAGUCUUUUGCGCCUCCUCCAUGUUUGUCCUACCGGCAUACUAACAAGAAAGAAUAGUCU